AUGGGUUUCACUAAAGUCUUUUACUUUAUCCUUAUAGUUGUUCUAUAUGAUCUCAUCAAUGGUGGUUCCUCCACCACUUUCACUGUCGUUAACCAAUGCAACUACACUAUCUGGCCGGGACUUCUCUCCGGCGCCGGUACAGCUCCGUUACCCACCACCGGUUUCUCCUUAAACUCCUCCGAGUCACGACUCAUCUCCAUACCCGCCUCUUGGUCCGGCCGCAUAUGGGCACGAACUCUCUGCACCCAAAACGUCACCACCGGGAAAUUCACUUGCGUCACCGGCGAUUGUGGCUCGUCUCAAAUCGAAUGCUCCGGCGCCGGAGCGAUUCCUCCGGCUACACUCGCCGAGUUCACACUCAACGGCGCCGGGAAUCUUGAUUUCUACGACGUUAGCCUUGUCGACGGUUACAACGUCCCGAUGACGAUCGUCCCUCAAGGCGGAGCCACCGGAGUAGGUAACUGCACCGCCACAGGUUGCGCGGCGGAUCUCAACGGUGUUUGUCCUGAUCAGCUUAAAGUAACGGUGGAAGAAGCCGAAGGAGGAGUGGCUGUGGCGUGUAAGAGCGCUUGCGAGGCGUUUGGAACGCCGGAGUAUUGCUGUAGCGGUGCGUUUGGAACGCCGGACACGUGUAAGCCGAGUGAGUACUCUGGUUUAUUUAAGAAAGCUUGCCCUACGGCUUAUAGUUAUGCUUAUGACGACGGCACAAGCACCUUCACUUGCUCCGGCGCCGAUUACCUCAUCACUUUCUGUCCUCAAAGUGAGGAGAGUGCAUCCGCCCCUGCAUAUAGGGAUCCCCAACCGGACACGUUUAACGUUUCAGCCGCAGCUUCUCUAGCCGCGUCACCUACAUUUUCAGUUGCGUUUUCAUUAGGCGUUUUAGCUGCUGCUGCGGUUUCAGGGGUUGGGAGUGGAACUUGGUGA
Molecule: messenger RNA, 924 nt
Organism: Eutrema salsugineum
Lineage: Eukaryota; Viridiplantae; Streptophyta; Magnoliopsida; Brassicales; Brassicaceae
Product: thaumatin-like protein 1
Exons: 2
Coding region: 1-924 (307 amino acids)
Biological process (GO): defense response
Cellular component (GO): extracellular region
Source: RefSeq, a predicted model, not a curated record